AUGCCGCCGGACCCCCCGCCCCCCCAAGAUGAUGGAGAAGUUUGCUAUUCCCACCAGUAUGACAGCCACUCCCAUCCUGAAGAAGAGCAUGGUAAAGGAAUCUGCUUACCUGUUAUCCACAACGCUGCAUUCACUUACCCUAACUGUGAUCUAGACUGGAAACCUUCUGUACGAUGGUUGCCCUCUCCAAGAUACUCAGAUGCUCCACUGCCUCACAUCAAAGACAACAAAUUCCCGGAUCGAAUCAGACUUCAGCGUUCUUAUCCAAGAAGAGGUUUGGCCGGUGGAGCAGAAUGGAGUUUUUACCCAAACUUCGGAUUGCCCUUCACUUAUCACACCGGCAAGCGCUGCGUUAUUGACGGAGUUCACCAAAGCAGUCAGGCGUCCUCACGUGUACAGGUGUUACCGACCUGUUUGGGAAGGAAAAAGAAAGUCUAUGACCUCAGAAAUGGAAUCCCUGAGGCCCAGCCAGGUGAUAAACCUUUCUACACAGUGGAGUACAGUCUUGACUUCCACAAAUUUGGAGCGACCGUGCCGGUGGUUAAUUUUAGGGAAUCAUAUAAAGUUAAGGCUGAUACAUUUAUUCCUCUUCAGAGAUUGCCCAAGAUGCCAUGUGUUCCAUAUAAAGUCAGAGUUCAGAAGAAGAGCGUGGAGGAAGAACUGAGAGAUGUGAAGGAGCUUAACUCCUGGAAACCUGCUCAGCGAUCCUUCCUCUUUGACUUACCCAUCAACUGA
Molecule: messenger RNA, 735 nt
Organism: Nanorana parkeri
Lineage: Eukaryota; Metazoa; Chordata; Amphibia; Anura; Dicroglossidae
Gene: SPATS1
Product: spermatogenesis associated serine rich 1
Exons: 7
Coding region: 1-735 (244 amino acids)
Source: RefSeq, a predicted model, not a curated record